UUAUAUAAAUGGUUAUUGAAAUAUAAAUAAUAUGAAAAACAAACUUUUUUUUGUAAUAAUGUUAACACUGCCUCCUUUGUAUAACUCAAUGUUACGAAUAUUAACCUAUGAUCAUUUAUCAAAUUUAAGAUCAUCAACUUCGUCUAUCAAGAAUUCAACGGAAUUUUCUAGUACCAAUUCAUCAAAAAAUCAUGAAAACGGAGCAAAACAUGAAGGUACUACAAUUAAGUACAAUGAUACUCAAACAGACAAUAUAAAUAAGUUCCUGGAUGCGAUAAAACAAAAAAUUAAAAACAUUACAAAAAUUAACAACAAAAAAACUAAUUCACAAACUGAAACAUCCAAACAUUCAACAUAUAAAGUAGUAAAAUUAAACCAUCAAUGUUGUCAUCAUGGCAAGAUUUGUGCAUAUUGUAAUUCUAAUUAUUGCAACACCAAGGAUAAAAACACCAAACACUGUUGCUUUAAAUAUUGCAAAAAUUGUCAAUGUUGUUGAAUUAUUCAUAAACUUUAUAGUUAGGUAUGAUUUAUAAUAUUGGUUUUAAAAAAAAAAAUAUUAUUUGUUUCUCAUUUAAAGAAUAAGAAAAUAUAU
Messenger RNA from Acyrthosiphon pisum (pea aphid), 592 nucleotides. RefSeq lists its product as uncharacterized. Bases 32 to 496 code for a protein of 154 amino acids. The transcript is spliced from 3 exons. The record is from RefSeq and is a predicted model, not a curated record. Lineage: Eukaryota; Metazoa; Arthropoda; Insecta; Hemiptera; Aphididae.